CUAUAAAAACCGCCCCUGUCAACGAACUCAAUCUCCCAUUCCCCAAGAACAUUUUCCACAUAAUUCAUCGUACCAUACCUCAAUCUUCCCAGGAAGUUUCUGUAAUUCGAUCUCGAAUCUUUGCACAAACAACUUUUAUGCUCAUAUUUGUUCCUGAUCAACCAUUCCCUUUGCAGACCAAUGAAAUCGAUCAACUUUAUGACGAUGAAACCCUGUUGUAGAGUUCUAAUCUCAAGAAAGAUUUCACCUUUUCUGGGCAUUCCUUUGCCCAAUUCUCACCAAUUCUUUGCCCCAAAUUCAUCAGCUUUUCAAUUCAACCAGAGUCUCCAUACAGCCCCUAAAACUCGAAUCGCGAAUCUUCAGAGCAUUUUGAAAGAGAACCAGCAACCAUUUUUUGCCCCAAGUUCCACCCGGGGUCAAUCAAGGAUAUUCUCAAGUUCUUGCCUUUGUGGCAAAUUAUCGCACAGGGGGCUAUAUGUGAUUGCCAGGGUUGCAUCUGUUAGGAAUUAUUCAACUUCAGUUGAAACCCGCGUUAAUGAUAAGAAUUUCGAGAGGAUUUAUGUUCAAGGUGGGCUAAAUGUGAAGCCUUUGGUGGUGGAAAAGAUUGAUUUGGAUGAAAAUAUUGUUAGCAAUGAGGAGCCUAAUGUCAAGGUUGGCGAGGAUAGUUUAGAUGAUAAGAGUUCUGAUGGUUUGAGUUCUGUUGAGGCGGUGAAAAAUGUAGGCAGAGAGCAGUCUGAGGUGGACAAAGAGGCUUGGAGGUUGUUAGAGAAUGCAGUGGUAUCGUAUUGUGGCAGCCCUGUUGGGACUCUGGCUGCCAAUGAUCCAAAUGACAAGUUGCCACUCAAUUAUGAUCAGGUGUUUAUAAGGGAUUUUGUUCCAUCUGCCCUUGCAUUUUUACUCAAGGGAGAUUCGGAAAUUGUCAGGAAUUUUCUCCUCCAUACUCUGCAAUUGCAGAGUUGGGAGAAAACAGUCGACUGUUAUAGUCCAGGGCAGGGGUUGAUGCCAGCAAGUUUUAAAGUAAGAACUGUCCCUCUUGAUGAGAACAAGUCUGAAGAAGUUUUAGACCCAGAUUUUGGGGAGUCAGCUAUUGGCCGUGUUGCUCCUGUUGACUCUGGAUUGUGGUGGAUUAUUUUACUGAGGGCUUAUGGAAAGAUCACUGGUGACUAUGCAUUACAGGAAAGAGUGGACGUUCAGACAGGCAUAAAACUGAUUCUGAACUUGUGUUUGUCUGAUGGGUUUGAUAUGUUUCCAUCAUUGCUAGUCACUGAUGGCUCCUGUAUGAUUGAUCGAAGGAUGGGUAUUCAUGGCCAUCCAUUGGAAAUUCAGGCCUUGUUUUACUCUGCUCUUCGUUGCUCUCGUGAGAUGCUUCGGGUAGAUGACGGAUCAAAGAAUCUAAUAAGGGCCAUUAAUAAUAGACUCAGUGCAUUAUCAUUUCAUAUCAGAGAAUAUUAUUGGGUUGAUAUGAAGAAGAUAAACGAAAUUUACAGAUACAAGACUGAGGAAUACUCUACAGAAGCCACAAAUAAGUUUAAUAUCUAUCCUGAACAAAUACCUCAUUGGUUAAUGGAUUGGAUUCCUGAGAAAGGUGGUUAUCUUAUUGGUAAUCUACAGCCAGCUCAUAUGGACUUCAGAUUCUUUACUCUUGGAAAUCUCUGGUCCAUUGUUUCGUCUUUGGGUACUCCGAAACAGAAUGAGGCUAUUUUGAAUUUGAUUGAAGCGAAGUGGGAUGACCUUGUGGGUCUCAUGCCUCUAAAGAUAUGUUACCCUGCUCUGGAGUCUGAAGAGUGGCGUAUAAUCACUGGUAGUGACCCAAAGAAUACACCUUGGUCUUAUCACAAUGGUGGAUCAUGGCCUACGCUUCUGUGGCAGUUCACACUGGCGUGCAUGAAGAUGGGGAGGAUGGAUCUGGCCAAGAAGGCAGUUGAUUUAGCAGAAACAAGGCUUCCGGCAGAUCGCUGGCCUGAAUACUACGAUACUAGGUAUGGGAAAUUUGUUGGAAAGCAAGCCCGACUGUACCAGACCUGGACAAUAGCUGGAUACUUAACAUCUAAAAUGCUUUUGGAAAAUCCUGAGAUGGCUUCUCUGUUAUUCUGGGAAGAAGACUACGACCUUCUUGAAAUUUGUGUUUGCGCUCUUAGCAAAUCCGGGCGUAAGAAGUGCUCCCGAGGCGCUGCCAAGUCCCAGAUUCUUGUGUAAUGAGAUUAGCUGAAGGUGAAACAGCUUUUGCCUGUACAGUUACUAGAUUGUAGGUUAUAGCAAGCAAUGGGCACUUUUAAGCUCAAAGAUUUAACAGUUAACACAACUAGAUUCGCUCUAAGAUCAUUGUAAAAUUGUAAUAAUUCAUUUGUAGUCCGAUUAAUAGUUAUAGUUGAUCGGCUUAGGAAGUACAAAACUACAAAUAGGUGGCUUUGUUGAGAGCCACCUUUGACUGUCCAUAUGAAUAUUAUGUAGCAAGAAUGUCAUGUUUGUAAUGAUAUCUCUGCUGUGGGCGGAGAGAUUUACUUGUA
Coffea eugenioides is the source of this 2507-nucleotide messenger RNA. RefSeq names its product alkaline/neutral invertase A, mitochondrial-like. Gene Ontology annotation, molecular function: endo-alpha-N-acetylgalactosaminidase activity; sucrose alpha-glucosidase activity. The record is from RefSeq and is a predicted model, not a curated record. Gene Ontology annotation, biological process: sucrose catabolic process. Gene Ontology annotation, cellular component: mitochondrion. NCBI's taxonomy places the organism in Eukaryota, Viridiplantae, Streptophyta, Magnoliopsida, Gentianales, Rubiaceae. The transcript is spliced from 6 exons. Bases 181 to 2196 code for a protein of 671 amino acids.